Paramecium pentaurelia is the source of this 943-nucleotide messenger RNA. Lineage: Eukaryota; Ciliophora; Oligohymenophorea; Peniculida; Parameciidae. The record is from the annotation of a GenBank genome assembly.
AUGUUAUAUAGCAGAUGGAAAGAUAUUAAGGAUGUAUAUAUUUAUUAUUUAAUUAAUGAGAUUUAUAAUGACUAAAAUUCUAUUAAAGAGAUAAUUACAAAUUAUGAUUAAUUAUCUAAUUUAAAAUGGAAAGGAGAAGAAAAUGAAACUAAAUAAAAAAUUGCAUUUUGGAAUGCUUAUUGGGGAAAAUAAAUUCUAGAAUUAAAUGGAUUAUAUGGAAGGAAAUAGUACUUUUGGAUUGAACCAUGUAGCAACUAUAGGUUACUUAAGUAAUUUAAUCUAGUAUUCAACUUCAAAUAGUUUAUGCAGGAAGUGGAAAAUAAAAAAGAAAAAUUCAAAAGAAUUUGUUACAAUAUAAUUUUUAAAUUAUAUUAAGUGGUGGAGGAAAUAAUAAUGAAUUAGGUGUGAAAGAAGGCUAAUGGAUAGAAUUAUGCGAUGAAAUAUUACCUUAAUAAAAUCAAUUUAUAAUUGAUAUUGGCAAAUAUAAAGGUGGACAUAAGGUUGGAUGCUAAAAAAAAUUUAUAUAUGAAGAUUCCAUUUUAACAAAAAAUAAAUUAAUGUUUGUAUUUAGUUUAUUUUUAGUCGUGGAGGAGAAUUUUAGUUGGAAAUUAAAAAUGGGAAAUGGAUAUAAAGAGUAAUUAUUGUUUGUUAAUAAAAUAAAUAGAGAAUUUUAAGAAAUUUUUGUUGGUUAUUAUUAACAUGGAUUAAAGAAUGGAGUAUUCAUAUAAAGGAAUAAAAUGAAUAAUAAUUAACUAUGUAAAGCAUUAAUUUUAUUAUCUUUAUAGAGGAGGCACUUAUGAUAAUUUAGGUUAAAAGAAUGAAUGUUGGAGUGAAUUAAGUAAUAGUUUUCAUUAAUCUCAUUUCACUAUUUUUAAUGGAUAUUAUAAGAAUGGAAUAAAGUAUGGAAAAUGGACAAGGAUUAAGGAAUGGAGAUUGGAUUGAA